AGAUCACCAUCCAUGUCUUCCUACAUACUGGAAUGCGGUGUGUUGGUGAUCUUCCUCUACGAUGAGGUUCCGGAAGGGGACCCGUGGAUGGCGCGGUGCGUCGGGGAGCACCUUCGUGUCCUCGAGGUGUUUGCAGAUCGGUGGAAUAAGGACAAGUCCUCGAGCGAGAGGCAGCAGAGGGGGACAUCGACCAGAGGUAACAGAGGAGCAGGCAACGCUGGCCGCAGCGGGACGUCUAUUAGCCGGAGGAACCAGUUUCCGAGCUCGGUACCACUUGCACAUCCAGCGGUCACGCUGGUUGUAAGCUCGCUUCAUCACCGGAGCAAUCACAAUGCCACAGAGCCCAAGCACAUAUCCGUAUAUGUGUGCGGGACGAACGGCUGGAACUCGGCCACGCCGAGGCGAUCCAAUGCCUGUGUGCAUAUUUACUCCCGGGAAGAGGACCCAGCUCAAGGCUUCCAAUCCUUCUGGAUGAAGAACACGAACUCGAACGGGUUCAAGAGCCCCGUGGUCCAAGCAAAGAUCCAGCGAGCUUUGGCGAACAGACAUGACCUCCCUGCCGACCAUCACGACCUGUUACCUCCAUUGACGGCCGAUGUGCCCAAUGCCUUGUAA
Messenger RNA from Tricharina praecox, 615 nucleotides. RefSeq lists its product as uncharacterized. NCBI's taxonomy places the organism in Eukaryota, Fungi, Ascomycota, Pezizomycetes, Pezizales, Pyronemataceae. The record is from RefSeq and is a predicted model, not a curated record. Bases 13 to 615 code for a protein of 200 amino acids. The transcript is spliced from 2 exons.